Neocloeon triangulifer is the source of this 3261-nucleotide messenger RNA. RefSeq lists its product as uncharacterized. Bases 1690 to 2994 code for a protein of 434 amino acids. Gene Ontology annotation, cellular component: plasma membrane. Gene Ontology annotation, biological process: sensory perception of smell; detection of chemical stimulus involved in sensory perception of smell. The record is from RefSeq and is a predicted model, not a curated record. Lineage: Eukaryota; Metazoa; Arthropoda; Insecta; Ephemeroptera; Baetidae. Gene Ontology annotation, molecular function: olfactory receptor activity; odorant binding. The transcript is spliced from 13 exons.
GAAGGGGUGCAAAUGUUUGUACACCCCUUCCACCCUCCUGCUAAUCUCUAUCCCUAUUAUCUAUCAGAGUAAAAAAAAAAAAAAGCUUUUAGUCAUUCAAAAUGGUGAUGAACGAUAAGGAUGAGGGUCUGUCAUUUUUCCAAGAAAAGACAAAAUUAAUUCAACCAAAAAACUAUGGAUUAUGCCUGUUGUCGAAAUUACUGGCGAUUUUGGCUCAGUUCAUAGACGUGAAACCAAAAAGAGCUGAUUUGAGCAAAGCCUGGAGAGUAAUUUCUUGUAUAUUCUUGGCGAUUGUUUUCAUUGUUACCCUAUAUUGCACCUUGAUCAGCGCCUGGAUUAUGAUCGAGAACAUUGACAAUUUUGAACGCUUCAUUUACUUUGCAACUAGUUUUGUUGCAUUUUCAGAGUUUAUAAUCAGAAUAGUCUACGUUGAAUUGCGAAAAAGUAAGCUGCGGUCGAUCGGUGCCAGAGUGCAAGUUGUUUUUCGGCAGACCAACAAACACAAAUCAGCUCACUGGCUGUCUGGUGGUAUGGCCGCCAUGAUGCUGCUCCUGGUCACCACAAAUGGAUUAUCUAUAUUUACAAGUUACUUCACUGUUUUCAAACAAGUCACCGACGAAUUAGAAAAAGGCGCAAAUUUUUCAGAAGUGGAUCAAGAACUGAAUUCCAGACCGACUGAAAUAUUUGAAGCCUGGGUUUACACUAGAGCCGUUUACAAAAUUUGGCCCUCCAUCACCGUUGUCAAAAUAUAUGUCGCGUCAAUUUUAACAAUUGGAUUCAUUGCCGCUGCACAAAUGAUUUCCUCUAAUGUGCUUUUUUACUCGUGGUACAAAGUGAUAAUCGACCGCUACCAAUUUCUGGCAAAGGAUUUGCCUUCAGCACUGGAAGAAGAUGAAAAGCUCCGUUCUUGGAUUUCGCACCACCAUUUGCUAAUCAAGCUCCUACAAGAAAUCAAUUCCGUAACGGCACCGGCAAUUACAUGCGCAGUCCUUUUCGCUGGCACCCAAAUUUGCAUCAUAUCUUUAAUGGCAUUCAAACAUCACGAGGAAACGCAUAUUCUGAAUCUUAUCUCGUUUAUGCUGUUCGGAAUGUCAGCACUUCAACAGAUUUUCAUCUACUGCGUUCUUGGUCAGCAAAUCCACACAAGAGUGGUGAAAUUGCACUUGGCAGCUUACAAAGUGCGCUGGCUGGAAAUUGAUUACUCAAAACGGCACGCGGUUCUGAUGAUCUGCAAUUCUGCAAGUGAUAAAAUUGGGUAUAAUCUUCCAGGAGCUCCCUUCUUUCAAAUGUCUCUUAGUUUUUUUGCUUCGAUGGUAGGAGCGGUGUUAACGUAUUUUAUGGUGCUAUUCCAGUUAAAUUGAAAAGGAUAUUUGGAUUGGGAAACAUCAAUCAACGCAUCUUACUCCAAUGAAAAAAUAAAUUUAAAUAGUUUACGAGGUCUCCUUUAAUUAAAAAAAUCAAAGAUUUGAAAGGAGCAGAACUGCCUUUAUUUUUAAUUUUUAAACCCUAUCAAUUAUAUAUGAUCAAUUAACCAAUCUAGAGCCAACGGCAGAUGUCAACCCCUAAAUGAUAAAAAGUUGAUAAUAAAAGAUAAAAUAUCGCUUCAACAAUGUUCGCAUAUUAUAACUUGACAAACUGAUAAAUGGAUGAAACUCAUUCUGGAUAGCAACAAAAGAGUAACCCAGAACCAUGGCACUCGGACAAAUAGAAGAAGAGAGCGCCGAAAUUGUGCAACAAAAGACCACACGUUCUUCUGAGAGGAACUUGGGCCACUUCUUGUUGUACUCUUUUCACAUCUUGUGUGGACAGCACUUAAAGUUACCACCCUUGAUAUACAAAUUCAGCACAACUUGGUCGGUGCUGAUGGCCAUUCAUUCCGUCACCAUCACCCUGGCCACGGUUUACUGCACUCUGAGCGGCGGAAUUGCCCUUUCAAAACAUCUUGACAAUUUCGGUCACUCCGUUUAUAUCGCCACUGGCUUCCUGGGAAUGAUUGAGUGCUUGUUGCGCAUAAUGUACACGACAAUUAGGAAAAGAAAAAUUGAAUCGAUAGCAGCCAAAGUGCACAGAGCUUUGCACGAGCAGGAGCUAAAUGAAAAAAACUCCAAAGAAUUUGCAAAGAGGCUCUCCAGGCUCAUCUCAAUAUUUCUCAUCGCUUUAUUCUCCGCCUUUGCAUUGUCAAUCGCCAGCAGUUACAUGACUGUUUUUGGUCAGAUCACAGAUUUGAUAGACAGGUUUAUGAAAAACGGUACUCACCAGGAGGCGGAAGAUGCUGACAAUUACCUCACCAAAAGCGAAGUGUCGAUUGAAAUUCUAGAAGCCUGGUACUACGUGAAUGGCCUUUUCAAAAUCUGGCCCUACGUCACUUUGGUAAAAGCGUACGCAGCCUUCGUCUACGCCACCUCCUUUUUGGCCCUCGGGAGGGUCGUCGUCUCCGACAUCCUCUUCUACUCUUGGUACAUGACCGUCAACAAUUUGUACCGCGACUUGGUUGAUUCACUACCAAGCGCCUUGGAGUGCACAAACGACAAGAAAAAGUUACACAAGUGGGUGCAGCACCAUCACGCCCUGAAUCAGCUCCUCAAAGAAAUAAAUUCACUGACUUCUUUCGCCAUUGUGGUUGCAGUUAUACUCACUGGUUGCAGAUUUUGCAUAAUGUACUUUGUGUUCUUUAAGUUGGUAGAUGCAACCAGCGUUUUUCUGUUUAUAGUUUAUGGUAUUUCAUCGAUUCAGCAAGUUUUUGUCUACAGCAUUCUUGGCCAAAAUAUUAAAAGCAACGUAACACUUUUGCACUCAAAAGCGUACAAAUCGUCUUGGAUAAAAAAUGACGCGACUAUACAACAUGCAACCUUAAUGAUUUGCACGGCGGCAAGUGACAAAAUUGGGCAAAGCCUCCCUGGUGCACCGUUCUUCUCCAUGUCGCUGGAAUUCAUGGCUUCAAUGUUGAGCGUGGUCUUCACAUACUUUAUAGUUCUUUUCCAAUUUCAAGAAUGAAAAUUUGAAGAAGAAAAACAUCACUCAGAGAAAAAUAUUUUAAACAGCGAAUCUAGUCCUCAAAAAUAUUGAAUUAUGAAAAAUGUUAUAAAGUUUAAGUUUCUUGUAGUAAGAUAGAAUGAAAAGAAAAAACAUUUUAAGUACCAAUAACCAAUAUAUGGCGUUAAUAAAUCUUUUAUUUUUAAUAUUGAAUGCAAAUUGCGCUGGAAUGUGGAUGAAGCAUCUAAAAGCUGGAUAUAAAUUGUUGCAAAUAUCAAUAAAACCAGA